AUGGAGGACAGUGCUGGGAAAAACGGUAACGCGACUGAUGGAGAUCAACGCGAUAUUUGGCGUGUUGGAGUGAGAAUACCGCCAUUUUACCCUGAAGAUCCGGAAUUGUGGUUUAAUCAAAUAGAAGCCCAGUUUGUAUUGUCGAAUAUAAGCAGUGACACGACGAAAUUGUAUUAUGCCGUUACACAACUGGAACCUACGUACGUUGCGCACGUUAAGGAUGUUUUAAGGGCACCUCCUGCGACCGGUAAAUUUGAAAAACUCAAAAGUGAGCUUGUCAAGCGGCUUAGUGCGUCGAAAGAGAAGAAGCUACAGCAGCUGUUCCUGAACGAGGAUAUUGGUGACCGUAAGCCAUCACACUUUUUAAGACAUUUAAGGAACCUAGCCGGCCCAACAGUGUCGGAUGACGUUUUAAAGACCUUAUGGACCGGACGCUUGCCACAUAAUUUGCAAACUGUCGUUGCGUCGCAGCCUAAGCUAUCAUUAGAUGAUCUAGCCGAGUUAGCAGACCGCGUGCAUGAAAUAGCUCCAGCAAUGCCGCAUCACCAAGUAGCUAUGGCCUCAACUUCGGUACAACCAGCAUCAUUCUCACGCAUUGACGGUUUACAGCAGGAAAUAUGUGCUUUAACUAGAGAAGUCGCUAAACUAACAUCUUAUGUCUACAGGCAGUCAAGGGCGCGUUCCAGAUCUAGGUCGCAGGAAAACCAUAAUCGCAAGCGUAGUCACUCGCGUAGUCGGCAGCCACCGCCUGACCACCCUCAUUGCUGGUAUCAUUAUAACUUUGGUGCGAGAGCCAAGAAGUGUGCAGAGCCAUGUGAGUUUAGAGCGGGAAACGACGGGGGCAGCCGGAAGUAG
Messenger RNA from Helicoverpa zea (corn earworm), 855 nucleotides. RefSeq lists its product as uncharacterized. NCBI's taxonomy places the organism in Eukaryota, Metazoa, Arthropoda, Insecta, Lepidoptera, Noctuidae. The transcript has a single exon. Bases 1 to 855 code for a protein of 284 amino acids. The record is from RefSeq and is a predicted model, not a curated record.